Suillus paluster is the source of this 459-nucleotide messenger RNA. RefSeq lists its product as uncharacterized. NCBI's taxonomy places the organism in Eukaryota, Fungi, Basidiomycota, Agaricomycetes, Boletales, Suillaceae. The coding region runs from base 1 to 459 and encodes 152 amino acids. The transcript has 3 exons. The record is from RefSeq and is a predicted model, not a curated record.
AUGUGGAUAUCACUGGAUGUGUUUCGACUCGGAUUAGAGUCGUUAGAACUUAACCGGAUAUGGUGCGUAUCUGGUGCUUUAUCUUACGGAUUUGGUAUUCAUCAGCAAACCAGGGGUGUACUGGACAGAGCUGCAGAGCCCACAGCAAUGCAAUCUGUCAUGAAAAAAGAAACUUCGUUUACAGAUUACUACACCACUGCAUUUUCUUGUGAGGCAACUGACGAUCUGGAUAAUUGGUCCAACGAUAUUUUCGCAUACAACAUGGGGCAAUCUUGCCGUGAUACACACAAUAUGAUUGUUGUACUCGUGCGCAAACAAGGCCUGAGCCUACAAGGCGCUGUGGACUACCUGUGCCAGCUGUGCGAGGGCGCCAUCCAGUGCUUCCAAGACGACCAUGCUAUCCUCCCUCAUGGAGAGAAGAGCUUGAAAUGCACCUGGCUAUCUACGUCGAGGGGUUGA